GCCCAGCCGUACCACUACGUGGUGAGGGACACGGAGCACAAAGGGCUCUACCUGAGGGACGGGCGUUUGGUGGCUGCCAACCUGCAGGGUGCCAACGCCGAGCAGGAAGAGCCCAUCAGCGUGGUGCCCAACCGGCACCUGGAGCGCCAGCGGUGUCCCCUCCUGGUGGGGAUUUCUGGGGGCACCAAGGCGUUGUCCUGUGGCACCGGCCCUGAACCCCGACUGCAGCUGGAGGUGAGCGUGGGGGGGUGUCAGUGAGGGGGGAGCUGGAGGU
Molecule: messenger RNA, 274 nt
Organism: Meleagris gallopavo (turkey)
Lineage: Eukaryota; Metazoa; Chordata; Aves; Galliformes; Phasianidae
Source: RefSeq, a predicted model, not a curated record